AUGAAUGAAGUUGCAAGUCACCGGAAAUGGCGCGAAGCAUUGUCGCAGGAGGCGGGUAACUCGUCUCAAAUUGCGGCCCUCCCUUACAGUGACCCAUCCAAGUCUGACAUCACGAUCAACCCUGUACGCAAGCUGGGGUUCGCGCCCAUCCACAUUCACCCACAUAUUGCGAGAUCUAUGAAGGAUUAUCAGAUCAACGGCGUCCGCUUCCUUUGGAAGGCAAUAUCAUUCUCGGACUGUGAUGAAGACGACUCGCGACAGGGUGCGAUCCUCGCUCACACGAUGGGUCUCGGUAAGACGAUGCAAUCCAUUGCGUUACUCGUAGCAGUCAAGGAAGCAUCAGAGUCCGACAAUGAAGCGAUUACGAGACAGCUUCCACCUCACUUGCGGAGCGAGAGUUUCCGUGACCAGCGCCAGCUGCGCAUGCUCAUUCUCUGCCCGCCCACCUUGAUCCGUAACUGGCAGCGAGAGCUUGAUCAAUGGGCUCCCGAGGCGCUCGGCAACAUCUUCACUGUGGAGCGUGGUAAGAAGGAGGCCCGGAUUGAGGAGAUGAACACCUGGUACAGAGUUGGCGGCGUGCUGCUGAUCGGCUACGCUAAGUUCCGUGACUUUGUUUUACGAAAGGGAAGGAAAGGUAUCGACGUUGAUGGCGCCCAACUCGACAAGGUCUUGCUCGACGGACCUGAGGUUGUGAUUGCGGACGAGGUUCACAACAUCAAGAAUCGUACCUCAGACAUCGCCGUUGCCGCAAACCGGUUCAAGACCGAAACUCGCAUAGGGCUGUCUGGAACCCCCAUGUCCAACAAUGUCGUCGAGAUAUAUGCGCUAGUGUCGUGGGCCUGCCCAGGCUAUCUCUCCGAACCUACCGAAUUCCAAGCUAAUUACGUCGAGCCAAUCGAGGCAGGGUUAUACGAGGACAGCAGCGCAUAUGAAGUCCGCAAGAUGAAGAAGAAGCUGUUUGUCCUGCACCACCGCAUCGCUCCGAAAGUCGAUCGCCAGGAUAUCACAGCAUUGCGUGGCUCGCUCAAGCCAAAGAUGGAAUUCGUAAUCACCGUUCCCUUGACUGCAGUCCAGAGUGCGAUCUACAAGCGCUAUGUCGGUGCCCUACUUGGCGACAGCAAGAACGCCAAAGCCAGCCAGGUCACAAUCUUUGGCUGGCUAAACCUCUUGAUGCUGCUAACAAACCAUCCUGCAGCUUUUCGGAAGAAGCUUCUCACGCCGGUACCACCGAAGAAAGCGAAGAAAGGAAAGGAUGCUGCUCUUGCUGAACCUGCUCCAUUCGAAGAGGAUCUUUUUGCGCUUGGCUUUACUGAAGCUGUUGUCAAGGCCAUCUUGGGCGAUAUUGAUGAUGCAAUUGAUCCCGCGCACUCCGCCAAGAUGUCAAUUCUCCUCGGCAUUUUACGACUUUCGGUGAAGUGCGGCGACAAGGUUCUCAUCUUCUCAGGCUCGAUACCAACCAUACGCUUCGUUGAAGAGCUGCUCUCCAGCAACAACGUUGCUCAUGGUACCAUUGAUGGCUCGGUGCCCGCGGACACGCGCAUAGAGCUCAUAGAGAAGUUUCACCGCCAUGCCUUCGACGUUCUCAUCAUCUCCACCCGUGCCGGCGGAGUUGGCCUCAAUAUCCAGGGCGCCAAUCGUGUGGUCUUACUUGACUUCGGCUUCAACCCCACAUGGGAAGAGCAAGCCAUAGGACGUGCAUACCGACUCGGUCAGACUAAGCCAGUCUUUGUGUACAGAUUCGUAGCUGGUGGCACCUUCGAGACGAACCUUUACAACACGCAGCUCUUUAAGACGUCACUCUCGCACCGUGUAGUAGACAAGAAGAACUCCCGGCGCAAUGCCAAGCGUAGCGACACCCGUCAGUAUCUCUACCCACCUCAGCCGGUAGACCAGGAGGAACUCGCACAGUGGGUGGGCAAGGAUCCGGCAGUGCUUGAUGUGUUGCUCAAGCGGCACGUCGACGAUGGAGAAGACGUGCUGAUUCGCAAGAUCUUGACGAUGGAGACUCUGCAGGCGGAAGCGCAAGAGGAGCCGCUUAAUGAGGAAGAGACGGCGGAGGUCAACGAAGAGAUAAGGCUGGGACCUAUCAGAGGUCGCACGGCGGCACUGGCUGCUAGUCUAGGCACGAAUGUGUCCAAUGGCUUCCCUUCCACGGCUCUACCCAAUGGACCACGCCCGUCGCCUACGUUCGGUCAACCGCGCCUGCCGGUGGCGUUGAAGAUCGGCCAGCCGGCAGCCACGCAGUUUGCACGAUCACCAGCAUCGACGCAGCAGCAGCAGCAGGCACAUGGAUUUGUAUAUCCGCAUGCACCCGCUUCAACGGCACCCGCAGCACGGCGACCGUUCACGGUGCAGCAGGCUUCGCCGAGCGGAGCACCGGCGUUUCAGCCUCUGGCAGAUCCCUCCCUGUCCUCUUAA
Messenger RNA from Baudoinia panamericana UAMH 10762, 2418 nucleotides. RefSeq lists its product as uncharacterized. The record is from RefSeq and is a predicted model, not a curated record. Gene Ontology annotation, molecular function: ATP hydrolysis activity; ATP-dependent chromatin remodeler activity; ATP binding. Bases 1 to 2418 code for a protein of 805 amino acids. Gene Ontology annotation, cellular component: nucleus. The transcript has 2 exons. NCBI's taxonomy places the organism in Eukaryota, Fungi, Ascomycota, Dothideomycetes, Mycosphaerellales, Teratosphaeriaceae.